Molecule: messenger RNA, 1635 nt
Organism: Talaromyces atroroseus
Lineage: Eukaryota; Fungi; Ascomycota; Eurotiomycetes; Eurotiales; Trichocomaceae
Exons: 1
Coding region: 1-1635 (544 amino acids)
Biological process (GO): transmembrane transport; carbohydrate transport
Cellular component (GO): membrane
Molecular function (GO): carbohydrate:proton symporter activity
Source: RefSeq, a predicted model, not a curated record
AUGGAUACCGAGAAGCCUUUACCGGCAGCGUGUGACCAUGUUGAAGUUACCGACGCUGCCAAUACCUACCAAUUGGAAAAUGCUCGUCUAGCCACGGAAGACGAACAUCGCUUGACGAUGGUAGAGGCUAUCCGAAAGUACUACAAGGCCUGUUUAUUUUCCAUGGUAAUUUCUUUGACUAUUAUCAUGGAUGGCUAUGAUGGAGCCCUCCUGGGCUCCCUGGUUGCAUUUCCAUCAUUCAAGAACCACUUCGGUCACUACGUGAACGCCGAAUCUGGGUAUCAGAUCGCAGCCAACUGGCAACUCGCCCUAGGCUGCUCCAGCUCUGUCGGCAAUAUUAUCGGCAUCUACCUUGGUGCUAUUACGACCGACCGGCUGGGCUAUAAGAGGUCAUUGAUGGUGUGGUUGGUGUGGCUGACGGCCUGCAUUUUUAUUUCAUUCUUCGCUCCACAUAUUUCUGUUGUUUUUGUUGGCGAACUUCUGUCAGGAACAUCCUGGGGAGUCUUCGCCACAUUAGCACCCCCAUAUGCUUCUGAAGUCUGUCCUGCUGUAUUGCGAGGCUUGCUGGAGAUCUGGAUCGUCAUCUGUUGGGGUAUUGGACAGUUGCUCUCAUAUUCUGUUCUCCUCACCCUCAACACCGAACUUUCAGACUGGGCAUGGCGCAUUCCAUUUGCCGUUCAAUGGGCUUGGCCAGUUAUAAUUUUUCCCCUAGUUACUUUGGCACCGGAGUCGCCCUGGUGGCUUGUUCGCAAAGGCAAAUAUGCCGAAGCCGAGAAAGUGGUCAGGCGUCUCGCGAGUGCGGAUAUCACCGAGGAAGAAGUCCGCCGCACCGUGGCCAUGAUGAUCGAAACGGAUAACAUAGAGAAAAGCAUGCACGAGGGUGCGGGCUAUCUUGAUUGUUUCCGCGGAGCGAGUAACUUGUGGCGCACCGAGAUUUCCUGCGUCGCCUGGGCAGCCCAGUUAUGGUGCGGGUUCGUUAUCUCUUCCUAUGCCACAUAUUUUUACGAGUUGGCCGGCCUUGCAUCCUCAGAUGCAUAUAAGAUGAGCGUGGGUCAAGGCGGCCUUCAUAUUUUAUUCAAUCUCCUCUCGAUUCCUGUUGUUGCAAAAGUGGGCCGCCGACGUCUAUACCUCUGGGGACUAUCAUGGAUGGCCUCUAUGCUACUUUUGAUUGGAUUUGUAGCGUUGGCACCACAGAAUGUCGCCGUUGGAUACGCAUCCUCCGUGCUCUUCCUACUGUGGAAUUGCGGCUACGAGCUCACAGUCGGACCAGCAGCCUACAUUCUUGUCAGCGAAGUCUCUUCUACUCGUCUGCGCAGCAAAACUGUUGCUCUGGCUAGAAAUGCGUACAACCUGUCAUUGUUGAUCAACUACUUUGUGGGCCCCUACAUCCUCAACCCAACUGAGGGCAACUGGAAAGGCAAGGCUGGAUUCCUCAGCGGUGGUAUCAACAUCGUCCUGUUCAUUUGGGCCUUUUUCCGGCUUCCAGAAACCCGAGGCCGCACAUUUGUUGAGCUGGAUGUUCUCUUCUCGAAAAAAGAACUCAAAGCAAGGGAUUUUAAGUCUCAUUAUGUAGAUUUCAGUGAGCUUCAUAAGACAAAACUAAACAAGACCGAAAAUGAUACGGAGGUUGCAUGA